Messenger RNA from Gymnodraco acuticeps, 1479 nucleotides. RefSeq names its product zinc finger protein 85-like. Gene Ontology annotation, cellular component: nucleus. Gene Ontology annotation, molecular function: DNA-binding transcription factor activity, RNA polymerase II-specific; RNA polymerase II transcription regulatory region sequence-specific DNA binding. The transcript has 4 exons. Gene Ontology annotation, biological process: regulation of transcription by RNA polymerase II. The record is from RefSeq and is a predicted model, not a curated record. NCBI's taxonomy places the organism in Eukaryota, Metazoa, Chordata, Actinopteri, Perciformes, Bathydraconidae. The coding region runs from base 230 to 1465 and encodes 411 amino acids.
CCGGAAGUAAAUGCCAAGCAGCUUUUGUUUGAGGAUUCCUCCACGGCUUCUUGUUCGGAUGUUUUAUCCUGUUUUUAAUCGUGUUUUCUGGAGUUUAUCACCGUCAGAACACGGCGGGAAACCAGUUACACAAACAGAGAGCAUAACGACACCAGUUUACUCUUAUUUACGAUCGGAUAUCCGUGUUUAACAGCCGAAAACACUGGACUCUAUCUCCAUUUGUCUGCAGAUGGAGAUCAUGUCUCCGCUCGGCUUCAAGCGGCUGUCGGUCUGUUUGGUGGACUGCCUAAAAACUCCGGGAAUAAACGGGAAUGCCGACGAAAUAUCCGUGGAGUCCCUGAAGGAAACAGAGGAAAGUAAACAGGAAGCAGGAAAACCAAACAUCGCUCCAGAUAUCGUCUCCGCUCCGGAGCAACGGGAAGAUGAAGAACUAGAAACUCCUGAGGUGGAAUAUGGAGACUUGACAACUGAAAAAAUGACAGAUAAGGAUGAGCAAGAAGCUGCAUCCGAGCCUCGAAGUCACCGCUGUGAGGAUUGUGGGAAAUCCUUCGUACAGAAAUGCAACUUAACAAGACACCGGCGACAAAACUGUAUCAAAACAAGAGAAACCGCAAACCAAGUAACUUCCAAACAGGAUAAAUCGUUUAUAUGCGAGCAAUGCGGAAAAUCCUUCCCCAGGAAAGGAUAUCUGAAAUCACACAUGCUGAGUCACUCGGAGGAGAGACCGUACGGAUGCAGCAAAUGCGAGAAAAGCUUCAAGCAACUGACGAGACUACAGCAACAUGAGCGCAUUCACACGGGAGAGAAACCGUACGGAUGCUUGCUUUGUCCGAAACGAUUCAGGAUCCGAGAGUCGUUGGCGGCGCAUAAAUUAACUCAUUCUGGAGAGAAACCCUACAAAUGCAUCAUCUGUUCCAAAGCCUUUAGUGAGAGGAGUAAUCUGAAGAAGCACAGCAGGAUUCACACGGGGGAGAAACCGUUCUGCUGCUCUCAAUGUGGGAAAAGAUACCGACACCUUCAGCAUCUUGUGUCACACGUGCGAAGCCACACAGGGGAGAAACCGUACAAAUGCGACAAGUGCGGGAAAAGUUACGGUCAUUCCUCGGUGUUGAAGAAACACCUGAUCGCUCACGAAGAGAAACAAAAACGCUGCUCCCUAUUAUGUGUGGAUUCAACUCUGUGCGUCGAGACGUCAAAGAAACCACAUCGCUGCACAACGUGCGGAAAGUGCUUUUCCCAGAAGGUGGCCCUAAAGAAUCACCUGUUAGUUCACGCCGGGUUGAAACCCUACGGAUGUAACUGCUGCGGGAAGACAUUUGCAGACAAGAGCAACCUCGCCAAACACAAACGCAUUCACACCGGAGAGAAACCCUUCGAGUGCAACGUCUGUAAGAAACGUUUCAGGCUCCAUCAGCACCAAACAAGCCACCAGCUGACUCACCAGAAAGAAACUCGAGAUAAAUAAACUAUAAAACAACC